Messenger RNA from Phragmites australis (common reed), 1728 nucleotides. Its product is annotated as putative disease resistance protein RGA3. The record is from RefSeq and is a predicted model, not a curated record. The coding region runs from base 70 to 1662 and encodes 530 amino acids. The transcript has a single exon. NCBI's taxonomy places the organism in Eukaryota, Viridiplantae, Streptophyta, Magnoliopsida, Poales, Poaceae. Gene Ontology annotation, molecular function: ADP binding.
CAUUUGCAUUUCACUGUCUUUAUAUUCAAAGUUGCAGCCAAACAUGUGCAGAAGCAAAUAACUUUGCACAUGAACCACUUACCACUCCUUGGCCCGUCCUCAUCCCUUGUCCAUUGCUCCGUCAGCCUUCUCCUCUCGAGGAGUCCUGCAAUGGAGCUCCUUCUUUCGGCAAUAGCUACCGAUGUCCUCAGCAGAGCCUUGUACAUGGUCAUCCAAAAGUACAGACGGUGCAAGGCAGAAGAGACAGAGCAAAAGCUCCAGCGGCUACAGCGCGUGCUGCUCCGGAUCGCCGCCACGGUCGAAGAGGCCGAGGGGCGGCACAUCACCAACCAGGCGAUGCUCCGGCAGCUUGAGAUGCUUAGGCAAGGCAUGUACGGCGGCCACUACAUGCUCGACACCUUCAGGUACAGAGGCCAUGGAGGCGACGAAGAGGUGAGUGGUGGCCGCGCUGUCCCCUUGCCUCGAUUCAGUUCAGCCAAGCGCCUCCUCUCCUUUCCCGUUAGUGGUAACUCAGAGAACAUGCAAACCGCUGUGAUCGACGCCGAGAGCGUGAAAAAGCUUGAGAAGAUGCUCGACGGCCUCGAGAAGAUGAUCGGUGAUGUGGAGGAGUUCGCCAUGUUCUUGGAGGGAUACCCUCGCAUCUGCUGGCAGCCGUACAACGCGUACUUGAUGCUUGACAAGGUCAUGUUCGGUCGGCAGAUGGAGAAGGAGACGAUCAUCAACUUUCUGCUCCAGCCAGAAGGCGCCAGCAACGGAAAUCCUGGGGUGCUUCCGAUCGUCGGCGUGGCGAGGGUCGGGAAGAGCACGCUCGUAGAGCAUGUUUGCCUUGACGAGAGGGUGCGCGGCUACUUCUCCUCUAUUGUUCUCUUCACCGGAGAUGAUGCUGGAAGCCUUGCCGCUCUAAAAGGCAGUGGUGUGAUCAAGCAUCAAACUCGCACUGCUCCCUCGUGUGGAAGGUCACUUGUGGUCAUUGAGCUAGCUUGGGACAUGGAGGAGGAUACAUGGAGAAAGCUGUACUCCUCGGCAGCAAGCAGCAUGGGGCAUGGGAGCAAGAUCAUAAUCACAAGUAGAGCAGAGAAGAUAGUUGCUCUUGGAACAACGCAGGCUCUCAGACUGAAGGUUCUGCCGCAAGAAGCUUACUGGUAUUUUUUCAAGGCGCUCGCAUUCUGGAGCACAAACCCCGACGAUCAACCGAAGCUCGCAUCCCUAGGCAUGGAGAUCGCGGUGCUGCUGAACGGUUCGUUCUUGGGAGCAAACGUAGUGGGAAGCUUGAUGAGAACCAAUUUUAACGCCCAGUUCUGGCGCAGGGUGCUUCAGUGCUUGAGAGAUUUCAGAAGCAAGCACCUGCUCAUGUUUGGUGAGGAUCCUACAGAUCUUCUACGGAGAGACCAGCCAGUAUACAUAUGGAGGAUGGCCAGGACUCGACAUGUUGUUAAAAUCUGCAAAGUUUAUGAGAAGCGCUCUCCCCAGCAUGGUGAUGGUGUCCCCAAGCUAACAGCACAGGACAUUCUAACAGGACGUGUUACACACCAGGGCAAGUUCUGCAUGGUAUCAUGGAGAUCUAGAAUACCUCCCUACUACACCUACUUAGCCAGUUGUGUGUCGCAGACGGCCGAAUGCUCGACGGUCAACAAGAAGCGCCCUCGGAAGCCAAGGGUUUGAUAUGUUCUGUAUUUGUUCGGGUAGUAUCAUACUGUGUACCAAACGAUACUGUUAGCUGUAAUCUUG